Messenger RNA from Penicillium brevicompactum, 1194 nucleotides. RefSeq names its product CobW family GTP-binding protein. The record is from RefSeq and is a predicted model, not a curated record. The coding region runs from base 1 to 1194 and encodes 397 amino acids. NCBI's taxonomy places the organism in Eukaryota, Fungi, Ascomycota, Eurotiomycetes, Eurotiales, Aspergillaceae. Gene Ontology annotation, cellular component: cytoplasm. The transcript is spliced from 5 exons.
AUGUCUGCUGAUUUCGAAGAUGAGGAAGCUCCUCCGGAUCUCAUUGAUGUGUCCACCAUCCCCGCAGAGGAGGCCGAGGAACCGCCAGCAGCUCGUGUACCUAUCACGCUAGUCACCGUCAACAAAGGAUACCUUGGUGCGGGGAAGACCACCUUGUUGAAUUACAUAUUGACGGAGAAACACGGCAAGAAAAUCGCUGUGAUCAUGAACGAAUUUGGUGAUUCAACCGACAUUGAAAAACCAAUGACAGUCAAUGAAGGCGGCCAAGAAGUCACCGAGUGGAUGGAAGUCGGCAACGGCUGCAUCUGCUGCUCAGUCAAAGACUCUGGCGUAAUGGCCAUCGAGUCCCUAAUGGAACGUCGCGGCACGUUCGACUACAUCCUCCUAGAGACGACCGGACUAGCGGACCCUGGAAAUAUUGCACCAAUUUUCUGGAUGGAUGAAGGACUCGGCAGCUCCAUCUACCUUGAUGGAAUCGUCACUCUAGUCGACGCGAAGAAUAUCACUCGCCUGCUGGACGAGCCCGCACCUGAAGAGAAAGCCGAAUCUCACGACCAGCAUCACGACCAUGGCAAUGGGCCGGUUCUGUCGAUGGCGCAUAUGCAGAUCUCCCAUGCGGAUGUUGUCAUUCUAAACAAGACCGAUCUCGUCACUGAGCAGGAGUUGGAGGAUGUGCGAGAUCGCGUCUCGUCUAUUAACAGUGUAGCAAAAAUCCACGUCACAGAUCAUAGCCGCACGCCGCAGAUCGAAGGCGUUGUGUUGGAUUUGCAUGCGUAUGAUCAUUUGGCGGAUCUGGAUUUCAGUAAGAAGGGACAUAGUCAUAUGGAUCCGGCAAUUUCUACUACUGCUAUCGUGGCACCCCCAAUCCCAGCAGACAAAGUGGACUCUGUGGAUGCCUGGCUACGCUCUGUUCUUUGGGAGACAAAGUUCCCUGCGCCUGCGUCAUCGGCCUUGUCUGAGCCCCAACCCGAUAACUUCGAAAUUCACCGGUUAAAGGGUAUUCUGAUCCUCGACAAUGGAACUAGCAGGAUUAUCCAGGCAGUCCGAGAUGUCUUUGAAAUCCGAGACGCUGAGCCGAUAGAUACCGAAGACAAGUCCAAGCCACUCCAGUGCAAGAUUGUACUGAUUGGACGUGGCCUCGGAUCAUCCGUAGAGCCUUGGCGGGAAAGUUUUGAAUCAUGCCUGACGAAUUGA